CACUUUCAGAGACUUGUCUACAUCUUUAUUUCCCCAGCAGCUGAGAUUGGUGGAGGAUUAAAUUUACCAUCUGAUAUAGGAUUUCUUUCAAAACGGUGAUCACUGAAGUUGCAACAAAGCAAUUGCAGAACAAGUUGUUCCUAAUUCAGCUUUGCUGCAAAGCCCAUGAGAUGGCUUUUACAUGUUGUUGUCUCCGGAAAUCUCAAAAAAAUUUGUCCUCUGUGGAAGAAGAUACAACACUUGAUCUUGGUCAGCUUAAGAAGUUCUCAUGGCAGGAGUUAAAAGUGGCAACAGAUAACUUUAGCAAUGAGAACAUUCUCAGUAGAGAUGGAUUUGGACCAUUUUGUAAAGUUUAUAAAGGUGUUCUUGAAGAUGGUUCUCUGGUGGCUAUAAAAAGAUUGAAAAGUGAACGUACUCCUGGUAGAGAGGCUCAGUUCCAGAAAGUAAUGGAGACCAUCGCCAUGGCUAAGCAUCAGAACCUCCUUAAGUUAUUUGGCUUCUGUAUCACACCAACUGAACGGUUGCUGGUUUAUCCCUUCAUGGCUAAUGGAAGUGCUGCAUCCCAAUUAAGAGAUCAACGUCCAUCACAACCUUCACUUGAUUGGCCAAUCAGGAAGCAAAUUGCAUUGGGAUCUGCAAAGGGUCUUUCUUAUUUGCAUGAACACUGCAAGCCAAGGAUUGUCCAUUGUGAUGUGAAGGCUGCAAACGUUUUCUUGGAUGAGGAUUUUCAGGCUUAUGUUGGGGACUUUGCCUUAUGUAAACUGAUAAACUUCAACAAGACUCAAAUCAUUUGUACUGUAGAUGGCACAAUUGGGCAUAUAGCUCCAGAAUAUCUCUCCAAUGGAAGAUGUUCAGAAAAGAUCGAUGUUUAUGGCUAUGGAAUUAUGCUUCUAGAAUUGAUCACUGGUCAGAAGGCAUUCGACCUUUCUCGACUUUCAAAAGAUGAUGACAAUGUUAUGCUUCUUGACUGGGUGAAAAGAUUUGUGAAGGAAAAUAAGUUAGAGAUGCUGGUUGAUCCUAAUCUUGGAAAUAAUUAUGUAGAGGCUGAAAUGGAGCAACUGAUGCAGAUUGCACUACUUUGCACACAAGGCUCACCAGAGAAUCGACCUAAGAUGUCAGAAGUUGUGAGAAUGGUUGAGGGUGUUGGGUUGGCAGAGAGGUGGGAGAACUGGCAAAAGAUGGAAAUUUCUGACCAGCAGAUGGUCCCAAUCCUUAAUGCUACUUGUGCUCAGAUUUUUGACUCUACACAUAAUUUACAAGCUGCUGAGUUAUCUGGUCCAAGAUGACUCUUUUCCUUGGUUCUUAAUUCUUUUCUACUCCAUGGAUUUCAUACUUUGGAUACUUAUGCACUAAAUGGUAAUAAGAUUUUGAAGAAAAAAAAAUGUAAU
Manihot esculenta (cassava) is the source of this 1388-nucleotide messenger RNA. Its product is annotated as LRR receptor kinase BAK1. The coding region runs from base 171 to 1286 and encodes 371 amino acids. The transcript is spliced from 4 exons. The record is from RefSeq and is a predicted model, not a curated record. NCBI's taxonomy places the organism in Eukaryota, Viridiplantae, Streptophyta, Magnoliopsida, Malpighiales, Euphorbiaceae. Gene Ontology annotation, biological process: protein phosphorylation. Gene Ontology annotation, molecular function: protein kinase activity; ATP binding.